Messenger RNA from Pimephales promelas (fathead minnow), 3028 nucleotides. It is a transcript of the gene wdr20a, whose product is annotated as WD repeat domain 20a. Gene Ontology annotation, molecular function: protein binding. The record is from RefSeq and is a predicted model, not a curated record. NCBI's taxonomy places the organism in Eukaryota, Metazoa, Chordata, Actinopteri, Cypriniformes, Leuciscidae.
AGAUCCGGGCCUGCGGAAGGAUGAAUGUAAAUGUCAAAGAUGGCGGCGGAGGGAGGAGGGAAGGAGAUGAACGAGAUCAAGAGUCAGUUCAGCACGCGGGAAGGCGCGUAUAAACUCCUCACACACUCCGAGUACAGUCGCCCGAACCGUGUGCCCUUCAACUCGCAGGGCUCGAACCCUGUCCGGGUCUCGUUCGUCAACGUCAAUGACCAGUCCGGGAACGGCGACCGAAUCUGCUUCAAUGUGGGCCGGGAGCUGUACUUCUACAUCUACAAAGGCGUCAGGAAGGCUGCUGACCUGAGCAAACCCAUCGAUAAGAGGAUCUACAAGGGGACGCAGCCCACGUGCCACGACUUCAACCACCUGACGGCCACGGCGGAGAGCGUGUCGCUGCUCGUAGGCUUCUCUGCGGGACAGGUGCAGCUCAUCGACCCCAUCAAGAAGGAGACCAGCAAGCUCUUCAACGAGGAGAGACUCAUCGACAAAUCCCGCGUGACGUGUGUGAAGUGGGUCCCGGGCUCGGAGAGCCUGUUCCUGGUGGCCCACUCCAGCGGGAGCAUGUACCUGUACAACGUGGAGCACACCUGCGGCACCACGGCCCCGCACUACCAGCUGCUGAAGCAGGGCGAGAGCUACGCCGUGCACACCUGCAAGAGCAAGUCCACGCGCAACCCGCUGCUCAAGUGGACCGUGGGCGACGGCGCGCUCAACGAGUUCGCCUUCUCGCCCGACGGGAAGUUCCUGGCCUGCGUGAGCCAGGACGGGUUCCUGCGCGUCUUCAACUUCGACGCGGUGGAGCUGCACGGGAAUAUGAAGAGCUACUUCGGCGGGCUCCUGUGUGUGUGCUGGAGCCCCGACGGCAAGUACAUCGUGGCCGGCGGCGAGGACGACCUGGUGACCGUGUGGUCGUUCGUGGACUGCCGAGUGAUCGCGCGAGGACACGGGCACAAGUCGUGGGUUAGCGUGGUGGCGUUCGACCACUACACCACUAGCGUUGAGGAGAGCGACCCCAUGGAGUUCAGCGGCAGCGACGAGGACUUCCAGGACCAGAUCCAUUUCGGGCGCGAUCGAGCUAACAGCACGCAGUCACGCCUCUCGAAACGCAACUCCACGGACAGCCGGCCAGUUAGCGUGACGUACCGCUUCGGCUCCGUGGGCCAGGACACGCAGCUCUGCCUAUGGGACCUGACGGAGGACAUCUUGUUCCCGCACCUCCCGCUGUCCCGAACGCGAACGCACACCAACGUCAUGAAUGCGAGCGGCCCGCCGGCGGGAGGAAGCGUUAGCGGCGCCGUGAUCCCGACCGCUAGCAACCCCAGCGCUAACGGCAGCAACAGCAGCGCCGCUAACACGCCGGCUAACUCGCUGCCCGCGCCGCUGCCGCGCUCCAACAGCCUCCCGCACGCGGCCGCCGGCUCCGGCUCCAAGAGCGCCGCGACCGAGAACCCCGUCGCCACCGGCGUUAGCAAGUUCGCCACGCUCUCGCUGCACGACCGUAAAGACCGGCACCCCGAGAAAGACCACAAGCGAAACCACAGCAUGGGCCACAUCAGCAGCAAGAGCAGCGACAAACUCAACCUGCUCACCAAAACCAAAACGGACCCUGCCAAGACUCUGGGCACGACGCUGUGCCCGCGCAUGGAGGACGUGCCGCUGCUCGAGCCGCUAGUCUGCAAGAAGAUCGCGCACGAGAGACUCACCGUGCUCAUCUUUCUAGAAGACUGUAUUGUCACCGCGUGUCAGGAGGGCUUUAUUUGCACAUGGGCGAGACCCGGCAAAGUGGGUUUACUGUCCUCCCAGAACCAGGCCAACUCUCCCAGUGGAACAGUGGUAUAGCCCAGAGUUCCUGCGGCUCCCAGACGUCUCCCCGGUUCCCUCGCCGCGAGCGCAGGAACGCGUCUGUGCGUCAGGGCGCCGGCCACGGGCUUUCCUUCUCAUUCCCCAGAGUAUUUAUUUCAUAUGGUUUUCACUCUCAGUUGCGUCUCACUGUAUUCUGUUCUCUGGUGUAUUUCGAUCUUGCCCACGGUUCGGGAGAUCCGGGAACCCGGCUGGAAGAGCAGUCACGUCCCUUUUAAUACAGUUUUAUUUUCAUCCUUUCAUACGGAGUAGAUUUGACCCCCAUUGUUAAACUUUGCACUGAUUUUAUUUUGGGUUUUCGUUUUUUUGUAAGUACUAUAAAGGAUCAAACAAGAGAGAAGUAGACGUUCGGGGAAGGCCUUGAUGCACUCGGCUUUAAUAUCCUCUGUCUUGAAUCUGAAUCUGAAAAGCUGGAUGCUGCAAUCAUUAGUUUUUUAAAAGAAAAUUUGUUUGCACUUAAUAGUUUAUUAGAAGAGAAUGGCUUUACAUUUUUGUGUGCAAGGACUCACAGACCGGUAUAAUGUGGAGAAUUAUGAUUAAAAAACUUUGUAUCUAUUGAGCAUUUAUUUUAAUAUUGUUUCAGAUAAAAAUCUGCUUUGUAUUAUAUGUAAAAUAUUGUAAUUCAGUGAUUUAUUGGGGCAAAAGCAAAUGAUCAGUAACUCUAGUGGAAGUUUGUCAUCAUUACAGGAAAUAGUGACAUUUCUAAAGCAGAAAAAUAGACAUAAUAAUAUUAAAAAUAAUCUUAAAUAUGCAGGUUUCUGUUUUUUUCUUUUUCUGUUUCUCUUGUACAAAAGUCACCCAAAUGUAUUUUGAUAAUAUAGGAGAUUUAUGUAAUGGAUACGCUAGAUUGACAGAACAGUGUGUCGUCUGGCUAAUAAGCUCAGGAAGUCUAGCAGACGAAGAAAACUAAUCUCAUGAAAGAGGUUCAAGAGUUCAUAUUUUGCUUACCAACAGCAAAGUUAUUCGAUGUACUACGAAACCCACUAUAGGACGAGCAGUAGACACUAUUAAACCGCUGUCAUGACUUACCCUUCUUUGUGACUAGCAGUCAUUGUUAAUGAGAUGUACACUAACCGGGAAAGAUGUGGAUGAUGGAAGUGUCAUAUUUUUGAUUCAUGUGGUUAACAUUUUGCAUUUCACAUUUUGUUCUUCAUUAAAAAAAGUCCACGGA